CUAUCUUUUACACAUUUCCGGGUCAAUUCUAAUCAGAGCCUGGGGGGCUACAGCUGGGGUUGAUAUUUAAUGAGCUGAGACCACAGAGGGUCUGGACGCCUGUGUGUAAACAACACUCGAUAAUCUAAACUCAGACUGUGAAGAGACAGUAUGGCGACAACCAUCAGCACCCAGCGGGGACAGGUGUAUAUUGGGGAACUUCCCCAGGACUUCCUGCGGAUCACUCCUACUCAGCAGCAGCAGCAGGUUCAGCUGGACGCCCAGGCAGCCAGGCAGCUGCAGUAUGGAGGCUCAAUAGGCACUGUAGGGCGACUCAGCAUCACUGUGGUCCAGGCCAAGCUGGCUAAAAACUAUGGUAUGACCCGGAUGGAUCCGUACUGUAGGAUCCGACUGGGCUAUGCAGUCUAUGAGACACCAACCGCUCACAAUGGAGCCAAGAACCCGCGCUGGAACAAGGUGAUCCAGUGCACCGUACCUCCUGGGGUGGACUCCUUCUACCUGGAGAUCUUUGAUGAGAGAGCGUUCUCCAUGGACGACAGGAUAGCAUGGACUCAUGUCACCAUCCCUGAAGGCCUGAGGGAGGGCAGUGUGGUGGAUGAGUGGUUCAGCCUUAGUGGCAGGCAGGGUGACGACAAGGAGGGCAUGAUCAACCUGGUGAUGUCUUUUGCUUCUUUACCAGCAGGGAUGAUGACUCAGCCUGUUGUCCUGAUGCCCUCUGUGUAUCAGCAAGGAGUAGGAUAUGUGCCCAUUGCAGGGGUGCCAGCAGUCUAUAACCAGGGCAUUGUGCCCAUGGCAGUGCCAGCAGCCAUGCCAGCUGUUGGGGGUCAGGGGCCAGUGUGCAGUGAGGAGGACCUGAAGGCUCUCCAGGACAUGUUCCCCAACCUGGACAAGGAGGUCGUCCGCACUGUGCUGGACGCACAGCAGGGCAACAAGGAUGCUGCCAUCAACUCUCUGCUGCAGAUGGCUGAGGAACUCUAACUGCAGAGUACAAGCUCACAGCGGACAUGCCAACAUACACGCACAUUUAUGCAUGCACACAGACAUAUAAAAACAGUCUUAACUGAUGGAGAGACUGUCCACCCUCAGCACACACACACACACACACACACACACACACACACACACACACACACACACACACAUGCAGAGUCCUCCCACAGUGUGACUGAUAGCUCACAUUCUGCAGCCAUAUCUAAGUUCCCACCAGCUACACCAACUGAUAGCCACAGAGAUCUGUUUCCUGUCCCUUUGUUGGUACAUGAAGCCUGAACUGUCUCUGCUAACACACAGCUGUCUGUCACCACUGACACUGGAUCCUCCAAACAUUGCAACACCUGUGUUGACCUUGUGUUUUAUGAAAUCACAGCUUUAAGAUGAUAUCAAUGAUGAUGUAUUCUUCAAGUCACAGUAGAGACUAUUUGAGAUAGGUAUUUGGCAGUAGUGUGCCUUUAUGCAGAUUGUAAAUCUAACUAGCCCAAAUCAUUUUGUGCGUCUUGAUUGUUUCAAUGUCAUAAUCUUUAAUUGUAUAAUGGUAAACUAUAUUGUGUUUUGUGUAUUCUCCCCUUGAUUAGUGUUUGAUUUGCACUGUUUGAGCUAUAGAGUCAUGUUCAGUGUAGACAGCAGACCAGAGAACAGACUUCAGGACAUGGGGUCCAUCCUCUGAUUACAUUGUUGUUGUGAAUAGUGUGGGGUGAACCUGUCUGUAGUAACCUCCAGCGAACAGCUUCUGUUUCUUAUGUAACUAUGAAAUGUUUAGUGCAUUCAAAAUCAGUUGGGUCAUUAUGGAAGUAUUAAAUUAUAUAGAAUUAUAUACGGUGAUGAGAGACAGAGAAUAGACAUGACCUAAGGGAUUGUAUGUAAAUGGUCACACAGCCAGGAGAGAUUUAGAAGAAAUAACAAACUUACUUUGCAAAGUGUUGAUGUAACCAAUUUUCAAUCAGUGAAGGAUGAGAAGACUUGAUGUUAUAAAGUAAUAUUCUAUGGAGUCACAUUUUUUUAAUAACUGUAGAGCUUUGAUAAAGACGCAUGAUGGGAAUGAAGAUGUUGCUUUCCUGAUAAAAUCAGAAUGUUUAGCUCAGCAGGAUGUUGUGUGUAGAGCUUUUGAGACCAAAACACUUAAUCUUAAACUGGAAAGUAAUUCAGUCCAUUUGUAAUGAGCGAAAUAUCCACAGCUGUUUUCAGAAAUACUUUUUACCCCUCAGCAGUGGGGCCUAAGAUGACAGUGACCAAACUUUUAAAACCAUAUUUAGAUAGCGGUCAAAUUAAUAAGGAUCCAAUCAGCUCAUCAUUAAAUUAAAAUAAUUCAGUAACACUUGAGAUUACGGUUUGCACAACUCUUCACUAAUGAGACUCUGGAAAAAUGCAGUUUGCAGGGCUGAUGAACUUGGAUCAUCUCUGCCAUUUGACAGAAAAAAAUAGCUCUAAAAAGCCUAAUUUGUUUAAUUGUACAUUAAAUAAUCACAAAAUGCAAUUAAUAAAUAAAGCUGAUGUCAUAUCCACUGCUGGAUUACCCAGUGUGCAAUAUCAACAUCCAGAUGGUGUUUGAUGCCAGAUACAAUCUACAUGACACGUCUGUGUUUUACUUUGUUUCAUGUAUGAAAUCUGGGACAGCUUGUAAAAUAUAUUAAUGAAUCUA
Messenger RNA from Thunnus maccoyii (southern bluefin tuna), 2635 nucleotides. RefSeq names its product toll interacting protein (gene tollip). Gene Ontology annotation, biological process: ubiquitin-dependent protein catabolic process. The coding region runs from base 151 to 978 and encodes 275 amino acids. Gene Ontology annotation, cellular component: cytoplasm. The transcript has 6 exons. Lineage: Eukaryota; Metazoa; Chordata; Actinopteri; Scombriformes; Scombridae. Gene Ontology annotation, molecular function: ubiquitin conjugating enzyme binding; ubiquitin binding. The record is from RefSeq and is a predicted model, not a curated record.